Molecule: messenger RNA, 2524 nt
Organism: Effrenium voratum
Lineage: Eukaryota; Dinophyceae; Suessiales; Symbiodiniaceae
Source: the annotation of a GenBank genome assembly
CCAGAAUCCGAGUCGAGCAGGCAAUGCUUUCCGCCGAGCCAUGCCGCAGAGAUGGCGGAUCUUUGCAUUGGCAGCAUGUCUGUGCCGACUGCAUAGCUGGUCCUUUGGGGCGCUUAGAGGUGUCAAGGUGCCGCGGGCGGCCUGGGAUGACAAGAUCAACUUGCCGGCGCCAAGGCCCAUCCACGACCCCUCGGAGGCUGGAGACUGGGAAGAAGGAGGUGGGGCGGAGUCCGAGGGCUUGCCCCGGUGGUUUCUGGAGCUGAACGUGGCGGGCUUCGAGCCGGACCUCAGGUUUUACAGCAACUUCAUCGAAGACGCGGCGCGGCGCGGGGAUUUGCGCGCAGCCGAGCGCUGGCUUCAGAACGCGAGGAAGGCUGGCGUGGAUGCGGAUGGGGAAACCUUCAGCUUCCUUUGCCUGGCGGCGUCGAAGAGUGACCUGAGUGCUGCGGCGGAGUACGCGGAGAAGGCCGCGAUGCUGGGCUCGGAGCUGGACGAGGCGCUGCUCUCGGAGCUGUUGGCGCGGGCGGUGAAGGAGAUGAAGCUGGAGCUGGCGGACACCUUCUACAGCCUUUCCUCGUUGGACCAGCCCAGUGAAUCCACCUUCGAGUCCAUUCUGAGGGCCGCUGCCGCGGGCGGGGAUUUGGAGACCGCCAGCGCGUGGCUUACCAGAGCCGCCGGCUCGUCCAAGCCGAUCCGCCUGAGCCUGUCUGUCAUGGUGAGCUUGAUGGAUGCUGCGGCCAAGAUGGGAAAUCUCACCAUGGCAGAGGCCUUCUUUAAGUAUGGCCAGCGGAUGAAGGUGCAACACCCAAUGGCCUCGUACAACAUCCUCAUCAAGGCGGCCGCAGAGGCCAACUUGCCGGAGGCCGCGGAGUACUGGUUUUCUCAGCUGCGCAAGCAGGGCUUCCGGGCCUCCCUGCUCAGCUACACGAGCCUGGUGAAGGCGGCUGCGCGGGCUGGUGACUUGUCGCAGGCUGAGGCGUGGCUCCAGCGGGCGCGCCGCGAGGGGAAGACGGACAUCAUGAUCUUCACUGCCGUGAUGGAUGCGGCCGCGCGGCGGGGAAGCCUGUCGGCAGCGGAAAGGUGGUUUCGCGAGGCACAGGAGGAGGGCCUGGCGCCCAAUUUGGUGACCUUCAACACGGUGAUCUCCGCCGCCGGGCGCGCCGGUGACCGCCGCGCCGCGGAGCGCUGGUUUCGGAGGUGUGAGGAUGCGGGCAUCACCCCGAACAUCAAGACGUUUCAGAACUUGAUGAAUUCAGCCGCCAGGCGGAACGACCUGAAUUCCACGGAGCACUGGUUCCAAGUCGCUUUGUCCAAAGGUAUCAGACCAGAUAGCACCAUGUUGAAGACAUUGCUUACAACUGUGGUCUACAACGGGGAUGUCAUCGCUGCAUCUCGCUGGUAUGGCACAGCCAAGCAGCGGUCAGUUCAGCUCGACAAUUCCUCGGUGUCAUCAAUAGCAUUGGCGGUGGCCAGGAAGGGUCAGUCUGAGUUUGCUAGGUCGCUGAUAGAGGACGAGCACCAGUCUGGCAUGAAUUUUAGCAUCAAGACAUACGUUCAGCUCGGCCAGGAGGCAUCAAAGCAGGGCCUAAAGGAGGCGGAAGCUUGGUUGCAGCUGUCUUUGGACCAUGGCUUGCACCCAGACAUCGGCAUGUACAAUGCGGUUCUGGCUGCCUGUGCGAAGCAGGAGAACGCAACCGCUGCAGUGGGCUUUUUUGACAAGGCGCGGGCGGCGGGGCUGCGCCCGGACCUGGCCAGCUUCAACGCGGUGAUCCGGGCCGUGGGGGCGGAGGGCCUGAAGCCGGCGGAGCGGUGGUUCGCCAAGAGCAUCGAGGCUGGGUGGCGCCCGGAUUUGGUGACCUUCACAAUCAUGGUGAACAUCGCGUCUUCUUUGGGUGACCUGCAGUCUGCAGAGGGGUGGUUCAGGGCUGGCCAAGAAGCCGGCAUCAGCCCAGAUGCGGUGAUGUACACCAGCCUCCUACAUGCAGCAGCCAAAACUGGGGAGCCCCAAUUAGCAGAGAAGUGGUUCCAAGAGGCCGUGUCACUGGGCUUGUCUCCAGACACAGUUUCCUAUACAAAUUUGAUGGAAGCUCACGCAAGAGCAGGGCAGAUGACACAAGCAGAGAAGUACUUUACAGAGGUGGCAGCGCAGUACUCCCCUACAGUCGAAAGCUACAGCGCGCUCAUCAACGGUCACGCUCGGCUGGGGGACGUAGACUCUGCUGCGAAAUGGUUUGGAGCCAUGGAGCGCAGCGGUCUGCCCGCUACUGUGGUGCAGUUCAAUCAGCUGCUGAGGGCCUGUGCUGAGUCCUCAUCAGCUGGGAGGACCACCUUUGCAGAGGAGAUCUUCUGGCGGAUGUUGGAUCGCAAGAUUUCCCCGUCUGAUGGAACGCUGCAGGCUCUGAAGUGGGCAGUGGGCAGCCCACGCUUCCGUGAGAUUUGUUCCAAAGCCGGAAUUUCGGCACCGAAAGCGCGUUCUGGGAAAACACAUUGGUUAUUUUUCUGAGUGAGUUGCUCAUGAUUGGCU